Messenger RNA from Aspergillus homomorphus CBS 101889, 1569 nucleotides. Its product is annotated as MFS general substrate transporter. The record is from RefSeq and is a predicted model, not a curated record. The coding region runs from base 1 to 1569 and encodes 522 amino acids. Lineage: Eukaryota; Fungi; Ascomycota; Eurotiomycetes; Eurotiales; Aspergillaceae. The transcript has 7 exons. Gene Ontology annotation, molecular function: transmembrane transporter activity. Gene Ontology annotation, biological process: transmembrane transport.
AUGGAACUGGAGUCGAUCAACAGCCAAGCCCACACGGCUCAUUCCGAUGCAACCGCUUCUCCUGACACUGACAGACGCAAACCCGCCGCUUCGACGCCCGAACAGGAGCCGAUCGUCCUACUUUCCAAUUGGAAUUUCUUUACCAUCCUUUCGUGUCUUUCCGCCGCUGUCAUUCUUUGUGGUUAUGACUCAACGUGUGUGGCGACUUUGACCCCCAUCAUCAGCGACGAGUUUGGUUCGCUCAACGAUGUGAGCUGGUACGGAAUUGCAUACUCCUUGGCCUCAUGUGCGACCGUGCUGAGUUAUGCCAAACUCUACUCAUUCUACCGGACCACCACGGUUCUCGUCGCCUCCUUCAUUGUCGGGCGUGUAAUCGCUGGUUUAGGCAAUUCCGGCAUUCUAUCUGGAACCAAUAUAACAUUGGCCCGCAUCGUGCCGCUCCAUAAGAGAGCGUUCUAUCAGGCUCUUAUCGGGGGCGUUGAAUGUGUUGCCCUUGCAGUUGCACCGUUCCUGUCCGGUUGUAUCGCCGAGUAUGCAUCAUGGCGUGUCUGUUUUUAUAUUUGUCUGCCUCUCGGCGUGAUUCCCAUCGUCGCCGUGUUGCUUUUCCUGCGGUUGCCCAAGACAGCUGCCCAGGCCCAAGAUCUUCGGCCCUCGGACAAGCUGCGCCAGCUCGACCUGCCGGGAAUGGCUCUGUUCGUGCCCUGGGUUGUGUGCCUGGUGUUGGCACUCCAAUGGGGCGGGUCCGAGUAUACGUGGACCAGCAAGCAGAUGAUCACGCUGUUUGCUCUAGUCGGGACUUUCCUGCUUGCCAUGCAAGAGCAUGCGACGUUGCCGUUGAGACUCUUGCGCUCUCGAGUCAUGCUCUCAAGUAUGCUAGUCACAUUUGCCACCUCCGGGGCCCUCUAUGUUUUCACCUUCUAUGUCCCGCUCUAUAACCAGGCUGUCCGCGGCGUCACGACGAUGGAGUCGGGUCUGCGGGACCUUUCCCGCAUCUUGGGUCUUGUUUGCGCAAUCAGCAUCGGGGGCAUAGCCACCAACACGAUUGGGUACUACAUGGCUCCGAUGCUGUUUGGGGCAGCCCUCAUGAUUGUCGGUGCAGCGCUAACCACCACAUUCGACCCCUCGACAGCCCUCUCUCACAUUCUCAUCUACCAGGCGAUCUUGGGAAUCGGCUGUGGCUUGGUAUUUCAGCAGCCCUACACGGCCGCGCAAGCCUCUAUCGCCACUGCGGACGUCAACGUCGCCAUCGUGAUUAUUACCUUUGCUCAGCUGCUGGGGUCGGUGGUUAUGCUGGCCGUUGCGCAGAACGUGUUCUCGACGCGGCUAGCGGCGGGUAUUGCUUUCUCGGUGCCCGGGUUGGACCCGAACUCCAUUCUCAAUGCUGGAGCGACGAGUCUUCGAGAGUUGGUCCCCAUGCAGUACCUGGCUGGGGCUCUCGAGGCGUACAAUGGGGCUCGUGUGGACGUGUUCUACACGGGCUUGGCGAUUGCGUCUGUGACCACGCUUGGAGCAUUGGGGUCCGGGUGGAAGUCUGUCAAGCAGAUGAGUAAGGAGGCCAAGCAGAAGUAG